This is a messenger RNA of Aspergillus puulaauensis, 4140 nucleotides long. RefSeq lists its product as uncharacterized. Bases 1 to 4140 code for a protein of 1379 amino acids. The transcript has 11 exons. The record is from RefSeq and is a predicted model, not a curated record. Lineage: Eukaryota; Fungi; Ascomycota; Eurotiomycetes; Eurotiales; Aspergillaceae.
AUGCAUGUCUGGCGAGGUCUUUGGCUCAUAGGCCAGCUUGGACUUCUUGUCCAGGCAUCCCAUCACCAUCAUCAACACGAGCAUAUACAUGCAAGUCACCACGGUGCUCUACAGCAAGCCUCAGCACCUGGGCCUGCGCCAGCGUCAAUCACCAGUGUCGCGCCUGCAGCCCAAGAGACUUCAGAUGCGGCUGACGCUGUUGCCAGUGCUCUCAAGGUCUUGAGGACACUGAACAAGCUUCGGCUGGAGAAUGUGCAGUACAACAAGUAUGAUAUGGGCACUUCCGACCAAGUGCACCCGGCCCCUGACUCUGCGCCUCUCGACUACACCCAAAAGGCCGCCGAAGAGGCAGGCGAUGAGCGGCGCACGCGCAGAGAUUCCGGAUCAAAUGAAAAGUAUGGAUACUCGAUCCCUGAUGAGCUCAGAGAGGCUGCGAGGGUUGUUGCCGAGUCGGAACCCCCUGCUCCCUCGAAUGGCAAUCACAGUGCCGUUGCUGCUCUGAUGGAUCGGAAGUACGGAACCGGCAGGCCAGAUACCUUUGUUCCGUCGCAGGCAUUUCACACUUACAACGGACUGGCUCAGGUCGUCAUGGAUGGCAAGGACGAGGUAAGCUUCGGGGAGAAUGGGACAGAGGGCGCCUUGAGGAAGCGGGUGAGUCCAACCUGGUGGAUGGCUACGAUGGCGCAGCGGGGAAGCAGCCCUCAUGCCCCUUCUGGGUAUAAAGUCUGGAGGAAUGUCGUGGACUAUGGUGCUAAGGGUGAUGGUGUGACUGACGACACCGCGGCUAUCAACCUUGCCAUCUCCGACGGUGGGCGUUGCGGUGCAAAUUGCGGGUCCAGCACAGUGUACCCCGGUGUCGUCUACUUCCCACCAGGCAGCUACCUGGUCAGCAGUCCGAUAAUCCAAUACUACAACACUCAGCUAAUCGGUGACCCGCUUGACCUCCCUACGAUUCUCGGCGCGGCGAGCUUCGUUGGCCUGGGCGUCAUCACGUCAGAUGUCUAUGUUGGCGACCAGGAGGAGUGGUACAUCAACACCAAUAAUUUCCUUCGCAGUGUGCGCAAUUUCAAGAUUGACAUCACGCGCACUGACCAGGCAGCAUACAUUUGCGCCAUUCAUUGGCAAGUGGCGCAGGGCACCUCUCUUGAGAAUAUCUACUUCUACAUGACCCAGGACGCCAGUACCACCCAACAGGGAAUCUACAUGGAAAACGGAAGUGGUGGCUUCAUGUCCGAUCUGACCUUUGUCGGCGGGAACUUUGGCGCAUACCUGGGAAAUCAACAGUUUACCACAAGCCACUUAGACGUUGUUAUUGAGAGCUGCACUACUGGAAUCAUCAUUGUUGGCGGAGCGGGUGGCCCUUUCAGCACCAGUCAAGCGGUCGGAUCCUUUGCCUUGGUCGACGCCAUCAUCGCUAAUACCGCGACCGGAAUCACGACUACCCUGUACAACAAGAACUCGACUGCUCUACUGCUGCAGAAUGUUGGGUUCUAUAACACACAGAACGCCAUUCUGGACAGCAACGUCAACAAAGUCCUUAUUCCCGGCAGCGACCAAACCAUCCUUGACUCCUGGGGGUUUGGAAUGGUCAAUGAUCCCGAAGGCGCCAGGUUUGUCUCCGGUGUCAAACUCCAGGCAGCCAACCGCUCUUCGUCUCUUGUGGGCGACACUGUCUACAAUGUUGGACACCCCAAUUUCUUCAACCGUCGGCGGCCGAAAUACAAUGACAUCGGAAACUCGCAAGUUCUUGAUGUUAAGGCCCUUGGAGCAAAGGGUGACGGCAAAACCGAUGACACAACGGUGUUGAAUAGUGUUCUUGCCCGUGGUGCUAAUAUGUCCUCGAUUGUCUUCUUUCCUUAUGGUGUUUAUGUUAUCAAGGAUACACUCAAGAUCCCGCAAAACUCGCGGAUCUUGGGCCAAGCCUGGUCUCAGAUCAUGGCAAUUGGUUCUAAAUUCGAGGAUGUACGGAAUCCUCGGGUCGCAGUAAAGGUAGGGAAUGAGGGUGAUGUUGGCAUUGUUGAAAUCCAGGACCUCCUUUUUACUGUCUCGGGCCCUACCGCAGGCGCUGUGCUGGUGGAGUGGAAUAUUCACGAGUUAUCUCAGGGGUCCGCUGGGCUAUGGGACUCUCACUUUCGGGUUGGCGGUGCUGCAGGGUCUUCUCUGCAAGCCAAAGACUGCCCCAAAGGCGACGGUGUCAAUGAAGCCUGCAUCGCGGCUGUGUUGAUGCUACGGCUGACACACAGAUCGUCUGCCUAUUUGGAGAACGUCUGGGUAUGGACGGCUGACCAUGACCUGGAUGUUGCCUCACAGGAUCAAAUCGACGUUUAUUCCGCUCGUGGCCUUUUGAUUGAAAGCCAGGGUCCCACUUGGCUGUAUGGAACCGCUUCUGAACACCAGGUCUUCUAUCAAUACGAGCUCUAUCAAGCAAAGGACAUUGUGCUGGGUAUGAUCCAGACCGAGUCUCCCUACUACCAGCCAGUGCCACCGGCCCCCGAACCAUUCACGCCUGGUCUUUUCCCAGGAGACCCGGAUUUCAGCAAUUGCACGUCCACGUCCACAACCUGUGCUUUUGCCUGGGGGAUGCGGAUCCUGGAUUCCUCAUCGGUGCAUCUCCUUGGAGCUGGCUUUUACAGUUGGUUCUCCGACUAUUCUCAAGACUGCGCGGAUAAGGACUACUGCCAGGACCGCAUUUUCCAGAUCGAGCAAAGCUACGAUGUCUGGAUCUACAACCUGAUCACCAAGGCUGCGUUGGAAAUGGUGAGCCCUGUUGGCCAAGUCCCAACAUACGCCAAGGACAACAAGAACGGCUUCCUUUCCUCUUUGCUCGCCUGGGUCCGAGGGCCCAAGGAAGUGGUGGGCGGCCGCGAGUUUCGGGGCUUCUACAUUUGGAACUCCAACUCGGACUCGGACUCGGACGCGCUCAAGGGCCUUCCGAAUGCUUGCCAGACUUCGCUCACGCAGUUAGUCAAGUGCGACCCGUACGCAACGAUGUUCCUGGACAAUAAAUACAGAGGGUCCCUGAAUAACAUGAGCCUGACCGAUUCUGUUUGCGAUAACAGCUGUGGCGCGUCCUUGCAGAGCUGGUUUCACAAUGUCGAGACAAACUGCGCGGACUACAAUGUCUCUGGAUCCGCUGCUACUAAGUACGGUGGCCAGGUCUGGUCUGGUUGGAACGAAACUUGUCUCAAGGACCCUACCAGUGGUGAAUACUGCAAUGAUGAGAUUGCAGGGUUCACCCCAGUUGAUUUCUUGCAAGAUAUGCCCAAAAACGAGCUCUGCUCUUUCUGCUUUGUCGAGAGACUGGAGAUAAUGCAGCGCUCGCCUUACUCCUUCUACGACAAAAGCUUCCAAACGCAGCUGGAGGUCGUGAAUGCGCAGUGUGGCCUAUCUGCUCCCACCGCCAUGCCCCCCUCUUUGGAUGCUCCGCCAGAGUUCCCACCCGACCCCAUCUGCGCCUCUAAUCAAACGCACACGACGGUCCUUGGUGACACAUGUGACUCCAUCGCCCUAGCGUACAGCGUGUCAUCGGCAGCGCUGGUCAUGGCAAACUCCCGCCACCUCAUGCUCUGCGAGAACCUACCCGCAGACAUGGAUCUUUGCCUACCAACCAGCUGUUCGGGCACCUACCAGCUCAAGAGCAACGACACCUGCAGCUCCAUCGAGAGAGCGUCCUUCUACGCCCCAGGCACCGUUCGAAAAUAUAACGCCUGGGUAGCGUGGGACUGCUCGAAUCUCCAAACCACCACAGAAGCCUGGGGCCACGUAAUCUGCCUAGAGGGUCAAGGUGGGAACUAUACGGCCACAGCCCCGAUCCCCGGGGUCACCUUGGCUCCAGGCGAAGGCAAUUCCGGGUACUCAGGGUCUGUUGUUGAUCCUCCGUCGAAUGCCACUGUUGCUGAGGGCACGAGCUUAAAGUGCGGGAAAUGGCAUGUGCCUGCAGAGGACGAAUCUUGUGCCCGCAUCUGUCUUGCAGAGUCAAUCACGUUUGCCCUGUUUACGCAGGUGAACCCGUCGCUUCAGGGCGAGGAUUGCUCUGCUGCUUUGGUUGUUGGGAAUGCUUACUGUGUCGCCCCUAAUCCGGGAUGGGCUGGUUCUCAGCCUCCCGUUGCUUCGAGCAGUGCUGUCCCGAGCCCUAACUAG